Botrytis fragariae is the source of this 1413-nucleotide messenger RNA. RefSeq lists its product as uncharacterized. The transcript has a single exon. Lineage: Eukaryota; Fungi; Ascomycota; Leotiomycetes; Helotiales; Sclerotiniaceae. The record is from RefSeq and is a predicted model, not a curated record. Bases 1 to 1413 code for a protein of 470 amino acids.
AUGGCUACCCAAUCCGGAAAAGACACCCUCAGGCGAAAAACCCCAUCUCAUGAACGCAGAGAAUAUCUCACCAACCCCCCAAACUUCCCAACCUCGUCUUCGAGGCGCGACCGUAUCUCCCUGGAAAGAAAAGUAUGGGAAGACAAACGACGUGACUACGAAAAAAAUUACGGAUCCGUUGACUCUCAAAAACUGCCAAGAUCUGAAAGCUCAGGACAGAAUUCAUCGAAAAAGAAGUCGGGAAACGGUUCAGAUCAUGGAUGGGGAACGAUAAACGGAUCUCCCACUGAAUCUUUAGAGGGAGAAGGAGGCGUACAUUGGCUCGAUGCACUCCUUGCUGAGAAUCUUUCGCUUGCUGAAUUUAAUGAUAGAAUAAACAAGAGAAAUUCACAACCCGACCCUGAUAUUGAACACCUCAAGCAGAAAAAUGCAGAAUUAGAUGCCACAAUGCAACGCCACAAAGAAAAAGCAGCAGCGAUUCUCAAAAGGAAAGAAGAAUUAGCGGCAUGGAGAUUGACAAGGAAAGCACCGAGGAGAGUAGGGCGGGUUGGAGACCGAAGUACGACUGAAAAUGAGUACCAGAGAGUGGAGAGAGAGAGAAGUAGAAGACAUAGAGAAUACGGUGAACCAUCUCAGCUACUUGAUUGGGAUAAGCCGAGACUCUGGAAUGCUGAUGAAGGAAAAGCGAAGGGAUAUGAGGAUAUGGAGGAUUGGUGGAAGCCGACCCAGAAUGAAUCUCAGGAUUCUUCGACAAAGGCUGCAGAUGAGGCAAAGCCUACUAAACCUUCAGAUUCGGAAAAAUCAAAAGGGUAUGAGGAUGUAGGGGGUUGGUGGAAGCCAUUUCAGAGACCACCCCGGGAAUCUGUGACCACGACUCUGAAAGAUCCAGUGCGUGCUAAGCCUUCAGUCAAAAGUGCUAAAUGGGGCGAAGGUCUCGGUGCGGGCGGAAAAUAUGUACAGCCUUUUGCCGGUGGUCAUCUACCUUUCCAUAACGAACCCGAGAGUCCGCUAGAUGCAGCGGAGAGGCUAGAAAACCAACUCGAUGCAAAUGAGGAAUACAAACACAAAUACAAAGGUUCUUCAGUCAAGAAGGUUCGAAAGCCACUCGACGUAAAUGAAGAAUACAAACAUGAACAUGAAAGUUCUUCGGCUAAGAAGGUGCAAAAGCCACUCGAUGCAAACAAGCAAGAGAACGUUAAAAAGUCUUCACUCAUCGAAGAAACAAUUCAAAAGUCUCCACUAUUGUAUUUUCAAAACGAUCACGCAGCAGACGUGACUUGGAUACAGAUUCUGAUACUCGUAGUGACUGGAAUAUUAAUAGCAGAAUUGGGGUUGAAGAUUGCAGGUGUUACAUCUGAUAGACAAGAUAUCAGUGGGAGUUUGAAGUGGGGAUUAGGGAAGACAGUUGAAUAA